This is a messenger RNA of Galendromus occidentalis (western predatory mite), 711 nucleotides long. RefSeq lists its product as uncharacterized. The record is from RefSeq and is a predicted model, not a curated record. Lineage: Eukaryota; Metazoa; Arthropoda; Arachnida; Mesostigmata; Phytoseiidae. Bases 1 to 711 code for a protein of 236 amino acids. The transcript has a single exon.
AUGCCGCAUUUCCACCGGGUUAGAGAUCUCUUCGAGGAGUCUAAGUGUUGUGAAUUCGUGAUCGAGGACACUCUACCGGACUUGAUCACAUGGAGCUCGUCUUCAGACGAUUUCAUCAAUGACCAGGCGGUGCUCGUGGUAACCCCGGAACAGCUCGCACUGAUGAGCAAGAAGAUGACCGCAGAGAUAGAAAGUUGGCCCAGCAAGUACGGAGCGAAGUUCAUGACCCUGAUGGUCGUGCUCGAGUCAGGAAAGUCCAUUCAUAAGAACGUAGAAGACAUUAUCAUCCUCCAUCAACUGGAUUCGCUAUUCAACGUGAGAUCGGUGCACAAUCCCUUGGAAAUCUAUCAGCUACUGUACUGUAUGACGAAAGCUACGGCUGAAAAACAUUCGAAAAUCCUCCGGCAAGAGGUCCUCGGCUUCGAGGGAGGAAAACGGACGGCCAGCUCAGGUAGAGACGCAUGGGUGGCCUUUCUCGAGAUGUUCUUCACUCAUGCCGCGAAUCCUCUGGCGAAAGCCGUCGCGGAAAAAUAUCCCUCGGUGAGCGCCCUGAGGAGAGAGCUAUUGAGGAAACCCGUCGCGGAGGUGUUCGAAGACAUUCGGGUCACCGUGGGUCAGCCGCCCCUGCAGAGAACGUUCAGAAUCGGCGCGGAAAGUGCUAAUAAAAUUUACAACUUUUUCACGCAGGAUGACCCCGAAUUCCUCGUUUGA